Molecule: messenger RNA, 912 nt
Organism: Eptesicus fuscus (big brown bat)
Lineage: Eukaryota; Metazoa; Chordata; Mammalia; Chiroptera; Vespertilionidae
Gene: SYCP3
Product: synaptonemal complex protein 3
Exons: 9
Coding region: 147-878 (243 amino acids)
Biological process (GO): spermatid development; meiotic cell cycle
Cellular component (GO): synaptonemal complex
Source: RefSeq, a predicted model, not a curated record
UCGAGGAGCGAGGAGCCAGGAGCGUCGAGGUAGCGAAGCGGCCGCCUCCAGGAAGGCGCUGGGGGAGGAGGCUGGAGUGCCCAGGGCCCCUGCCGGAGGCCUGUGCUGCGGUCCUCAGCCAGCAGGUUAUUUUUUCAGUAAAAAAUAUGGUGCCCCCUGGAAGCAAACAAACCAAGAAAUCAGGGAAGACAUCAGUGGAGGAUAGGAAGACAUCCAUGAAGGAUCGGGCUGUAAUUGCCUAUGACUUUAAGAAAGAAGAUAAACGAGAUCUGAAUGGUUCAGAGGAGGAUGCUGCUGAUGCAAAGACUACAGCAAUUGAUAAGCUUGGAAAGAAAAGGACUUCUGCAGUAAUAGUUGAAGAUAUGGGAGGUGAAGUACAGAAUAUGCUGGAAAGAUUUGGAGCUAACAUUAGCAAUUCUCUUAAUACAAAGAAAAAAAGAUUAGCAUUGUAUACGAAGAUUUCUCUCAAAACCAGUAACCAGAAAAUUGAACAUAUUUGGAAAAUCCAAAAAGAACAAAGGCAGAAGCUUAAUCAAGAAUAUUCUCAGCAGUUUCUGACUUUGUUUCAGCAGUGGGAGAUAGAUAUACAGAACGCCAAGGAACAAGAAGAAAAACUAGCUAAUUUAUUUCGACAGCAACAACAGAUUUUUCAACAAUCUAGACUUGGUCAGAGCCAGAGACUGAAAACAAUUAAACAGUUAUAUGAACAAUUCAUAAAGAGUAUGGAGGACUUGGAGAAGAAUAAUGAUACUCUAGUUACUGAUGCACAAAAUGAACUUAAAAAUGAAAUGGCUAUGUUUCAAAAACAAAUUAUGAUGGAUACUCAGCAGCAGGAGAUGGCAAUUGUUCGAAAGUCUCUUCAGUCCAUGUUACUCUGAUGGUUCUUGGAAGGAAGAACUUGAACCUAAGUAA